AUGUGGGCCAUUACGGAAUUGAACUUCGACUUACCCACCGCCGGUAGUCAUAGGAAUUUACAAUUGAUCGAGUUAGACGAACUUAGGAAUGAUGCCUACGAAAACGCUAAAAUUUACAAAGAGAGAACCAAGGCCUUCCAUGAUAAAACCAUUUUGAGAAAAUCCUUUUCUCCCGGCCAAAAAGUUCUUCUCUACAAUUCUAGGCUUCAUUUGUUUCCCGGUAAGUUGCGUUCUAGAUGGGAUGGUCCUUACGUUGUUCAAGUUGUUUUCCCUCAUGGUGCUGUUGAAAUUCAGGAUCCUAAAAAUGGUAAUGUUUUUAAAGUUAAUGGUCAACGUCUUAAACCAUUUUUAGAAUUGCCUGUUGAUUCGGAGGAAGAGGUCAUCCACCUCAUCGACCCUUGA
Molecule: messenger RNA, 402 nt
Organism: Daucus carota subsp. sativus
Lineage: Eukaryota; Viridiplantae; Streptophyta; Magnoliopsida; Apiales; Apiaceae
Exons: 1
Coding region: 1-402 (133 amino acids)
Source: RefSeq, a predicted model, not a curated record